Molecule: messenger RNA, 717 nt
Organism: Debaryomyces fabryi
Lineage: Eukaryota; Fungi; Ascomycota; Pichiomycetes; Serinales; Debaryomycetaceae
Exons: 1
Coding region: 1-717 (238 amino acids)
Source: RefSeq, a predicted model, not a curated record
AUGAUUUAUUUUGAAGCAAACGUUACUACUACUAUUCCCAAUCCGCCAAUUUCCAUGAAUUCAAAUAAUAAAUACCCCAAGAGUAAUAGUAUAGCAGGCUAUUCUACAAGCAGUCAUUCAGGAAUAGAUUAUCCACAUCCAGAGUAUGCGCAAUCGCAAAAUCAAAUACAUCAACAGCAUCCGGCAUUGCCACACCAGCAAAUGCCACCCCAACAAACACAUCAGCAAACACAUCAACAAACGCAUCAACAAACGCAUCAACAAACGCAUCAACAAACACAUCAACAAACGCAUCAACAAUACCGUCAGCAUAGUGGAUACAAUUCGAAAUUUACUCCACAAGACAUCCAGGUUUUGAAACAGUUGUUGGUCGCGGGAGAGAAAUAUAAGUGGAAGCAAAUCACCAAGGAGAUCAACUACCAGUCUGCUAGCAGAAAAAAUAUGGUUAGUGAGCAAGGUGGAUUUGGAUGCUCGAGCGAUGACAGUAGCACAUCUAACAGCUACGGAGGUACAACCACGGGAAAGUUGAAAAAUGUUUCACCUACGUUUGUCAUUAAGCAAUAUCAGGCAUUACUAGGAUUGCCUAAUAACUCUAUGUAUUUUGGUCUCGUUGGAUCAUCAUUACCUUACGUUGCAGGAUCCAACGGGUGGGAUGACAUUGCUAACGUCUCUGGACUGUAUGAUGGCAUACCCGACGCUCAGAACGAGGUUGAAUAA